AUGUUUCGAUCUGAAGACGAGCCAGUGGGAAGAAGAUGUACAAAAUAUAAACUGACAAUGAGGUCUGCAUCCAUCGUCGUUGCCAUUAUUAUUCUCAUUGCUGAAGUUUCUCUCGCAGUGUAUGAAUACAUUCACUGUCGAAUAGAUGGAAAUCCCUUACCUGCUGUCUUUGCUGGCAUUUUCUCAGUACACUCCAUCUUUACAACUUUCUACAUUGUUGGUGCUUUUCGACUCGUGGAAUGUUUUAUGGUUCCUUGGCUAACAUUGCAGCUGAUCUUUCUAACAACAUUCGUAUUAUUUGUGAUUGUUUGGUGGAUUGCUACAUUGCUAUCCAUAUUCAAUUUAGUUCAUUAUUAUCAUACUACGAGUGAUAAAGGAUUGACAAAUAAGGAGUUUUUCGUCCUGACUGGUGUUAUUUUGACAAUUGCUCUUCUGGUUUCCAUCAAACUAUCUCAUAUUCUAUACAAAGGAUUUGUGGCCGUUCGAAAUCAGAAUAUGGCUCGUUACCGAAUCACCGAAGCAAUUCAACGAAAAGAUUCAGUUCUAAAACCUAGUUAUGUCUAA
Molecule: messenger RNA, 564 nt
Organism: Caenorhabditis briggsae
Lineage: Eukaryota; Metazoa; Nematoda; Chromadorea; Rhabditida; Rhabditidae
Exons: 5
Coding region: 1-564 (187 amino acids)
Source: RefSeq, a predicted model, not a curated record